AUGAUUAAAAAAAAAAGAAACAAUAAAUAUGAAGUUGCUUAAUUGGAUUAAAUUCUAGAGAAACUGGUAAAAGCUAAAAUUCUGAUUACUAUUUCGAAAGAUAAUGAGAUCAUUUACUCAUAAGAUGGAGUCAUUUUGAGAAAGUAAAUAUUCAUUUUUAGUUAUUAAAGUGAAUAAAGUUAAGGCGCUAGUAAGGAAUUUGAUCUAUUAGUAAAUAGGGAAUAAAUCCUAAAUCUAUAUUGGUAAGGAAAUUAUGAUCAAAAUUAACUGAAAAUCGGCAAGUGGACAGCUGCUUGGAAUGGAUAAUAUCUUAAUCUAAUUGGUGGGUACUAUGAGAAUGGAUUAAAGUAAGGCUUAUGGGGUGAAUUAUUUCUGAAUUAUAGGAGGUAAAUAUUCAUUAAGAUAUAUAAAUUAAGUCAAGCCUAAGUAUAUGAAAUAGGAGAAUACAUUCAAGAUCAAAAAUUUGGGAAAUGGAUAUACAUCUAUGAUAAUGAAAAGAUGUAUUUAAUUUUUAAAUUAUUCAGUAUUGGUGGAUCGUAUAAUGAAUAAGGAUUGAAGAAUGGUCAAUGGAAUGAGUUGAAUCAUGGGUUUAUGAAUGAAUCUUAAGUCAUUUAUAAUGGUGAAUAUAAAAAUGGAAAAAAAAUUGGCAUGUGGAAUAUUUUAUAUAGGUGGAAUAUUAAUUAACCCCUUAAAAUAAUGUAAAAUUAUUAUUAAAAAGUAAAUUUUAGCGGUGGUGGAACAUAUGAUUAUAUUGAGUCAAUUAAGAUUGGUAUAUGGAUUGAAUUGUGUGAUAAUUUAUUUAAUAGAUCGCUAGUCGUCUAGCGCGGUUAAUAUAAAUUUGGUUAAAAAAUAGGAAGAUGGGAUAUUUUUUAUGUUGGUGAUAAAAUGUAUAAGAAAUUAUUCAAAUUAUUAGUGGGGGUGGAUUAUAUGAUGAAGUAAAUUAUGGGGUUAAAAUUGGGAGAUGGAUUGAAUUGAGUGAUGGAUUUUGGAGGGAUUCUCAAGUCACAUAUUGUGGUCAAUAUAAAAACGAUAAAAAAGUUGGUAGAUGGGAUAUUUUAUUUAAGGGGAAUCAUUUAUACUCAAAAUAUGAAAAACUGUAAUAAUUACAAUGCUAUAAACUUUAGUGGUGGAGGAUAAUAUGAUGAAAAAAACUCAGUUAAAUUCGGAAGUUGGAUUGAAUUGAGUGAUGGGUUUGGUCGAAAUUCUAAAAUUAUUUAUACUGGCGAAUAUAAAAAUGAUCAAAAAGUUGGUAGAUGGGAUAUUUAGUAUAAGGAGGCCGAUUAAGAACAAUUUUUAUUGAUGUAAAUAAUUCUUAUUAAUAUAUUUAGUGGUGGGGGGUAAUAUGAUAAAAUGGGUGAUGGUAGCAAGAUUGGAAGAUGGAUUGAGAUAAGUGAUGGAUUUUCGGAUGAUUCAAAAUUAACCUAUAAGGGUGAUUAUAAAAAUGGUCAAAAAGUGGGUAUAUGGGAGAGUUUUUGGAGUUGGGUAGGCAAUAAAAAAAUGUAAAAUUAUAAUUUAAACGAAUGAUAAGUGCUGGGGGCUCCUAUGAUGAAAAAGACUCAAUUAAAGUUGGAAGAUGGAUUGAGUUAAGAGAUGGGUUUGGGUUAUAUGAGCAAGUCAUAUAUAAUGGUGAAUAUAAAAAUGGGAAAAAAGUAGGUAGAUGGGACAUUUCGUAUAGACAGAAAGGUAUGGAACAAUUUUAAUAGAUGUAAAAUUAUAUUAUUUUGAGUUUUACAAAAAGUGGUUAGAUAUAGUAUGAUGAAGGAGGUGAUGGUAUUAAGAUUGGAAGAUAGAUUGAAUUGUGGGAUAAAUUUAAUGAUCAUUCGCAAGUGUAUUAUAUUGGAAAAUAUAAAUACGGCCGAAAAGUUGGUAGAUGGGAUAUAUAUUUAAAGAGUGAUUGGAAAUUUUAAUAGAUGUAAGAGUAUUAACUAAAAAAUUAAAGUGGUGGAGGAUCGUAUGACGAGAAAGGGGAGGGGACUAAGAUUGGGAUGUGGAUUGAGUUGCAUGAUGGGUUUAGGAAUUCAAAUUAAAUACUUCAAAAUGGUGAAUAUAAGUAUGGUAAAAAGGUUGGUACCUGGACGCAAAUUAAUUUAAGGAAGAAUUGAU
Messenger RNA from Paramecium pentaurelia, 2103 nucleotides. NCBI's taxonomy places the organism in Eukaryota, Ciliophora, Oligohymenophorea, Peniculida, Parameciidae. The record is from the annotation of a GenBank genome assembly.